Molecule: messenger RNA, 801 nt
Organism: Colletotrichum phormii
Lineage: Eukaryota; Fungi; Ascomycota; Sordariomycetes; Glomerellales; Glomerellaceae
Exons: 2
Coding region: 219-560 (113 amino acids)
Source: RefSeq, a predicted model, not a curated record
AGGUUGGUGUAAGCAAGUAAGGCCUCUCCAUUCUCAUCCUCAGGUUUGUCUUUUAGAUCAUCCUCAUCAUCAAAGCAAAUCAACCCAUCCAAACUAUCGGACAAAACUGAACCCCGAUAUCAAGAUCACCUUUCCCAAUUCAAAGGCUUCAUCUGAAUAAACUGCCCACCAUUACAACCUCGCCCACAAUAGCAAAUACCCAAACAUCCAAAACAGCCAUGUCCGGAAUGCACUCCACCUUCUCCAGCUCCAUCACCGGCGACAGCCGCCACAGCUACGCCCUCCUCUCCGCGACACAACAGGGCUCAAAGGCCUCUGGCUCCUCCUCCGCCUCCCCCUACCAAAAGGAUGCCGACAUCGCCUCAAUCUCGAGCUUCGGCAGCUCCGCUUCCCUUCUCAAGAGCAAACUGAACAAGCACUCCGGCGCAACAAAAUCAUCAUCAUCAUCUAAAAAGUCUUCGUCCCUGAUUGCCCGCCAACGGGCCGCCGAGGACGCCAAUACUCAAAUCAUGAACUCGCAGGCUGCAUUCUGGCCCUCGUCUAUCCGCCACGACUUGUAGAGAGCCAUUCCGGCAACAGCACCAUCUCAUUAGAAAUGUUCGAUUACGAUGAAACCAAAUUGGAAAGCGGCGGCGGCAAAGAAACUGACAUGUUUCGAGGGGGUGUCGCCGCCAUGUUUAUACGAUGGAAAUUACAGGAGUUAUGGGAGUUGGGCUCUUACAUAUUAGACGGCCGUGCUGACAUAGCGGCCAUUCGGAUGGAGUCUUCCUGGAUAAAAUUGUUCUCUACGAUGUUUGAGGU